AUGAGCGAAAAUAUCGAUAGAAAACAAAGACUCGCAGAGUUACGGAGAAAUCGUGCUAAAAAAGAUAAGGAUGAAGGGAAUAAGCUGAUUGACGCAACUAUAGCAGCAGCAGCCACUGCUGAUGUAGAUAGAGAAAAUUUGCAACAAAAUGUUAAUCUUAGCUCAAUACAGAAAAAUAAAAAAGAAGAGGAAAAACGACAUGUAAAAGAGGAGGAAAAACGACAUGUAAAAGAAGAGGAAAGACGACAUGUAGAGGAGCAAGAAUCGAAUCUUAUACCACUGUCAAAGAAAUCAAUUGGAAACGAUGAAAACAACAACAACAACAACAACAACAACAACAACAACAAAAUUAAUGAAGAAGAUAUCAUACAAUCACAAGAGAAAACAACUACUAAAAAUCACCAAUCUGUUAUUUCAGAAAUGAAAGACGAUUUGAAAGCUUACUAUCACAAGGCUAACUUGCGAACCAAUAAAGCCAUUAAUUCGAUUAUACAAGAUAGAUUCGUAUAA
Messenger RNA from Lodderomyces oxycetoniae, 510 nucleotides. RefSeq lists its product as uncharacterized. Bases 1 to 510 code for a protein of 169 amino acids. Lineage: Eukaryota; Fungi; Ascomycota; Pichiomycetes; Serinales; Debaryomycetaceae. The record is from RefSeq and is a predicted model, not a curated record. The transcript has a single exon.